Molecule: messenger RNA, 1486 nt
Organism: Hyposmocoma kahamanoa
Lineage: Eukaryota; Metazoa; Arthropoda; Insecta; Lepidoptera; Cosmopterigidae
Exons: 9
Coding region: 83-1486 (467 amino acids)
Source: RefSeq, a predicted model, not a curated record
CUCCCAAAGAUUGCCAGACUACCCAGUCGGAAGCGACGUGCGUCCAUCGGUUGCCCGUCGCCCUUACCAGUUAAACCGACUGAUGACGGAGAUUUACGAGACGGUGACAGCUGGGUGCAGUAUGGAGAAUAAACCUGGCAGCUUUCCUAUCCAGGACCAGCCUGAUAACGCCAGCGAAGAGUCAGUGAAACUAACUCGUAGUUUAACUGAGAAGCGGAAAAACUACGUUCGGAGAGUAUCGUCGCGGGUUGCGUACCUUGACCAGAAAUCAAUGAAGAACACGAGAUACCGGCACCAAACGUCCAUUUGCUCCUACAAAUCUGAACCAUCAGAGACCAUAUAUAACACGUUUCGGUCUUGGAAGAGUUUUCGUACUUCGCAGAAUAAUUUGAACAACAAAAUGGCGGAUUUGACAGAUUCAAAAUGCAAUUUGACGGACUCGAAAGGGAAUAUUUUAACAAUGAAGGAUGAGCUUGGGAGCACAGAAAGUCUAGAUACCAGUUCAAUAGACGAGAAGACUGGUUGCGUUGACAUCGAACUCCCGUUCGAGCCUCGUGAACGAAGUUUGUUCAACGUGUGCCUGCUUGUAGGAAUGAACCAUAUGACCGGGGAGGCGUAUGUGAAGAGCGUGUUUCCCGCGCAAGUCCACGUACCACCCCACAUCGAGAACCUAAUCUUCCCAGAAACCCUCAGUUCGACAGACAACGGAGAAUGGAAAAGGGAAAAAGGAGAAUGGUCAGUGGAGGCGUCAGGCACUCAAUGCUACUCCUUGAUCCUCACCGAUGAAAGAGGGGAACGGUCUUAUGGUUAUUGUCGACGUGUGCUACCAGAGGGCGCCACAACAUGUCUUCCUCUUUGCUACUGCCUGAUAGGCAAGUACAGAGCUCCUGGUUUUUAUUACAAGAUCCUACAAGAGAUUGAAUCGCACCACGGCAGCUCAGACGUAGAAAUCCAUUCAAUACUUCAACAGCUAUUCGAAACGGACUUCCCGAGCGCCGGCGAAGAAAUAACAAUAACAUAUACUAAAAACAACGGGCAAACAAGAAUAUUCCGCAAUUCCAUAAACUUGGGAGAUGUUUUAAAAUGUAAAACAAUGCCAGAUAUCAGACAUUGCAGAAAUUCCGUCAGUCCUGCGAAAUCUGAAGAAAUUUCCGGCAGUUCAACUGAAAAUUCUGGCAGAUCUGCAGGAAUUUCAAACGGCGAUGAUGUGUUUGAAGAUAAGAGUGAAACGUUACCAGAUUUUUAUGAUUUGGAAAACAACAAUAGUCCGAAGAAAGUCAAAUUAUAUUUUGAUGGACCUAGAACGAAAAUAAUAAAACGUCCCAUCGAGCCCCGUGUGGAUGAGGACUGUCUGUCUAUCCUCGUAGAUAGCCUUGGCGCUGGAUUGACAAUCAAAGUCUUCGGGUCGCUUCUCUUGGAACGGAAGGUCAUUAUUAUGGGAGAUCAGCUCAGCAAAGUUGAAGUUAAACUGCUCGGUUUGAAGUGA